ACAUCGGAGUGAUGCGUUUGUAGCCAUGGCAACCAUCAUACCGUCGACACUAGAAAGAAUAGAUGAACAGUUCUUGACGUGUACCAUUUGUUUAGAGCGCUACAAGCACGCCAGGGUGUUGCCAUGCCAACAUACGUUCUGUGAGAAAUGCCUGACGUCAUGGGUGAAACAACAUGGCGGUCUGAACUGUGCGGUGUGUAGACAACCAUGGCAGGCAUGGGCUUCCAAUAUACAACAACUGCCGCCGAGUUUACUGAUUAACGGUAUCGUGAGACUAUUAGAAGAGCGAGAUUUGAAACGCGUCAAUAGAAUUUCCGUUGGUAAAUUAGUUCGACGCAAGUUACCCACUGCGUGUUUACCUUGGUAUGAUUAUCUCGACUAUAAACAAGUGGGGACAGUCGGAUUAGACGUCACAUGGUUGGACCUUAUACAGAUAUCUUUGCUGAUAUUUGGUAUCGGGGCACUGAUAUGCAUACUAUUAAUCCUAACUGUAUGUCUUCUCAUGUUGUUUGGAUCACUUAUGCUGAAACUGUUCGCGAUCAUACUCAAUUUUUUGACGGAGACUACAAACUUUUGCUGGACUGUUUCUACGUUGAUAUUUAACUUGGCGCUGUCUGUAACGCUGGGUAUGGGUACAGUGUGGAUGGUGCUGUUCGUUGUGCUCAACAUAAAGAAAUCCAUUCGACAACUUGUCAAUGCAGCAGGAUGA
Molecule: messenger RNA, 709 nt
Organism: Saccoglossus kowalevskii
Lineage: Eukaryota; Metazoa; Hemichordata; Enteropneusta; Harrimaniidae
Molecular function (GO): ubiquitin protein ligase activity; metal ion binding
Source: RefSeq, a predicted model, not a curated record